Lachancea thermotolerans CBS 6340 is the source of this 630-nucleotide messenger RNA. Its product is annotated as Rho family protein. The coding region runs from base 1 to 630 and encodes 209 amino acids. Gene Ontology annotation, molecular function: GTPase activity; GTP binding. Lineage: Eukaryota; Fungi; Ascomycota; Saccharomycetes; Saccharomycetales; Saccharomycetaceae. The record is from RefSeq and is a predicted model, not a curated record. Gene Ontology annotation, biological process: small GTPase-mediated signal transduction. The transcript has a single exon.
AUGUCUCAAGCUGGAAUGAAUAAUGCCAGUAUCAGAAGGAAACUUGUGAUUGUUGGGGAUGGUGCAUGUGGUAAAACCUGUUUGUUGAUAGUUUUCGCCAAGGGCAAGUUCCCCCAGGUUUAUGUGCCCACAGUCUUUGACAACUAUGUCGCUGACGUGGAAGUCGAUGGGCGUCGCGUGGAGCUGGCGCUUUGGGAUACUGCUGGCCAGGAGGACUACGAUCGUUUGAGACCGUUGUCGUACCCCGACUCGAACGUGGUGUUGAUUUGUUUCUCUAUUGAUCUCCCAGACUCGCUGGAAAAUGUGAUGGAGAAGUGGAUUUCCGAGGUCCUGCACUUCUGUCAGGGCGUGCCUAUCAUCCUUGUGGGCUGUAAGGUUGAUCUGAGAAACGACUCUCAGGUCAUCGAGAACCUGCGCGCCAACGGCCAGGAGCCUGUAUCUCAGGGUGCUGCCCAAGAGGUCGCGGAGCAGAUCGGUGCUGUUGAGUACAUUGAAUGCUCUGCUAAGACCGGCUACGGAGUGCGUGAGGUUUUCGAGGCUGCGACUAGAGCUUCUCUCAUGGGGAAGCAGAACAAGACCAAGAAGACUAAAUCUUCCGGCAAGAAGAAGAAGAAGUGUGUUGUGUUGUAA